Messenger RNA from Topomyia yanbarensis, 6119 nucleotides. It is a transcript of the gene Galphao, whose product is annotated as G protein alpha o subunit. Gene Ontology annotation, molecular function: GTPase activity; G-protein beta/gamma-subunit complex binding; GTP binding. NCBI's taxonomy places the organism in Eukaryota, Metazoa, Arthropoda, Insecta, Diptera, Culicidae. Gene Ontology annotation, biological process: adenylate cyclase-modulating G protein-coupled receptor signaling pathway. Gene Ontology annotation, cellular component: heterotrimeric G-protein complex. The transcript has 9 exons. The record is from RefSeq and is a predicted model, not a curated record. Bases 1031 to 2095 code for a protein of 354 amino acids.
CAAAAGAAGAGUGGCGAGUUUUCCAGCAGCAGGACGGGCGCGAUUUGUGCAAACUAAUUUGUGCAAUAUCACCACUGAAAGUUGUAAAAAUCAUCAAUGAAAGUAGCAUUGUCACGGCUGCAGCCAGUGGAGAAAUUGAUUGGUUAAAUAGUUUCCACAAAAACGCGACUGACUGGCCCUGGACUGCUUCGGUUGGAAAAGUGCUCUUGGUGCAAAUUAAGUGAGACUCCCAUCUUUUUUCUCCCUGCUGUUAGUUUUUCGGGUGGAUGGAAAAUUGCUUGUGUGAGUGUCGGACGGAAAACAGGGAAAAGUGUAAAAUUAUCGUAUUGUAAAGAUUUUGUGCGAAAAAUCUCCUUCAGAAGUAUUUCACUGUCAACACGUUAAAACUAUCGAAAUCGAAGCAAACGGAAAUUGGUUGGCCUAUUAGGAAGCGCAAAUUUUGAAUGGAACAUGCGAGUGGGGUGUAGUAGGCGGUCUAAGACGUCUGCAAUCAAUGCAGCAUCCGGUUUGACAUUAGCAGUGAAAAGAAGCAGCCUGAAGUCAAGCACAAGUUUAUGUUGAUAACAGUAUAGGGUAAAUCAGUCUACUGGUUCAGACAACCACCAACUAGGUGUAGCAAUUAAUUCUCGAUCAUCAAGUGUUGAAAGCUAAGAAUAAGGAAAAAACAUCUGUUUAUUUAGUGAGGUCUUUAACAUAAAUAUAGAAGCUGCAAAUACAACUCGUGUUUGGAAAUACAAGACGGAGGCGUGUGGCGAAAAAGCUGAAAAUAAAACCAUCUAAUAUAAACAAGAGGAACGGUGUUGCGAGCAGCAAGAGCAGAUACAUACACUGUAUGGCGAGAUAAGGACAGUGUCAAAGAAGGUUGUCUUCGUGAAAUCUCUCGAGGGAGCCUUAUGUUUCAACUCAAAACGCAUUGCAAAAGGCAUUCUUGACAGAAUAUUUGCGCACGGUGAACAGAAGAGGGAGACGGGGUAAGGCAAGUACAUACCUUACUUAGGCACCGGACGGCAAGCAAAGACACUGUGUCAGAAUGGGAUGUACAUCGUCUGCGGAAGAACGAGCGGCAAUCGCUCGCUCGAAACAGAUCGAGCGUAACCUCAAGGAGGAUGGAAUUCAGGCAGCCAAGGAUAUCAAACUGCUGCUGCUCGGUGCGGGAGAAUCCGGAAAAAGCACAAUCGUAAAACAGAUGAAAAUCAUUCACGAAAGUGGCUUCACGUCAGAAGACUUCAAACAGUACCGACCCGUAGUGUAUAGCAACACAAUACAAUCACUAGUUGCAAUAUUACGAGCAAUGCCAAAUCUUAGUAUCGCCUUUGGAAAUAAUGAGCGAGAGUGUGACGCAAAAAUGGUGUUCGACGUGGUGCAGCGGAUGCACGAUACAGAACCAUUUUCGGAAGAUCUACUAUUAGCGAUGAAAAGACUGUGGUCGGACUCCGGUGUGCAAGAAUGCUUCUGCCGCAGCAACGAGUACCAGCUAAACGAUUCUGCUAAAUAUUUCCUGGACGACCUGGAUCGAUUGGGCGCGAAAGAUUACCAGCCUACUGAGCAGGACAUUCUGAGGACGCGCGUUAAAACCACCGGUAUCGUAGAAGUGCAUUUCUCAUUCAAAAAUCUGAACUUCAAACUGUUUGACGUCGGUGGGCAGCGGUCGGAAAGAAAGAAAUGGAUUCACUGUUUCGAGGACGUUACCGCCAUCAUUUUUUGCGUGGCCAUGUCGGAGUACGAUCAGGUGUUACACGAAGACGAAACCACGAACCGCAUGCAGGAAUCGUUAAAGCUGUUCGACUCAAUUUGCAACAACAAGUGGUUCACGGAUACCUCCAUCAUUCUAUUUUUGAACAAGAAGGAUCUGUUUGAGGAGAAAAUUCGGAAAAGUCCGUUGACGAUCUGUUUCCCCGAGUACACCGGUGGCCAGGAGUACGGUGAGGCGGCGGCGUACAUUCAGGCGCAGUUCGAGGCUAAAAAUAAGUCCACAUCAAAGGAAAUCUACUGUCACAUGACUUGUGCAACGGAUACCAACAAUAUCCAGUUUGUGUUCGACGCCGUUACCGAUGUUAUCAUAGCCAAUAAUCUUCGAGGAUGUGGUUUGUACUAGGAAGGGAAAGAAAAACGGGGUAAAUACGGGAGAUUUUUGUUUUUGUUUUUCGGUUUUUUUGUACUAUUACUAUUAUCGUAAUUGGGGAACCAUAGGCCGGGAGAAAACAGUAAUUAUUACAAAUUUGACUAUAAAUAUUACAAAGUAAAACAAGGAAGAAAAGUUUAUAUUAGGAAGGCUAUAGGCAACUACAAGAUUAAGGGCCGUAGAAUGUUUGAAAACAAAAAAUGCUCGCACAAAGCGAACAUGAGAUUUGAGUGGAUCUGGUCGCAAAUGAAAAGUGCUAGGACUAAAGUGAAGGAAACAAGUAUGAUUAUUGGUGUUCAUUACGAAAAAUAGGACGUAUUAUACUAUUUGUUUCGAGACUUUGCUACAAAAACAACAAAUGCGUACAUACAUAACCACACGAACAUUUUCAGAUGACAUAAAUAUUUUUUUCUAUAUUGAGCGCUCUCAAGAGACGGGUGGAAACUUCUGUUUCGCAGUUAAUUAGAGCUAAAGAUACAUUUAAACACGAGAAAACUACACACAAAUUCAGCUUCGAGGCGAGAUACACUUAAGCGGUCAUAUCUAGCAUUUUACACAUUGUAUAGUUUAUGUUCAGAUCUAUCGUUCUCAUUGGAUGAAUACUAUAUCAUGUAUGUUUCACAAAUUCACACAAAGAUAAGAGAUUUUUAUAUCAUUUAUUUAUACACUGUUUAUAUAUUAUAUAAAACUUUUUAUUUAUUCUGUGAACUAGUUUCUUAUUUUCGGCAUUUGUUUUGUUUAGUACAAUUACUCUUACGCUAGCACAAAAUGUUGUAACGCUUGUAGUGGAUGUAGAAAUACCUAAAUUAUUUUAAUUUUAAUCAACAUUGUAUCACACGAUAACAGUUCAAGUGUCAUACUAGUUUGGUUUAAUCUUUGCGAAAGCAGUAUGCCAUGAAUUAAAAAUCGGGCUACUUUGUGGCUCAUAGCAUGUAAAUACACAAUUAGUUUAUAGUUUCCAUAUAAAAUGCACUGAAGAGAAAACAAAAGCAAAGAUCGUGCAAAAAUUAUAAUCAACGCACAUUUUAUUUUAAAUUGUGAUUAUAUUUGACUUGUCUAUUUAUCUUCCGCUUCCUACUCUAUUUACAUAGAUCGCAUGGCAUAGCUAUUGAUCAUACUUCUGUGACUGUACCUAUAGCUAAACUACACGCGCACAAACUUUAUCAGAACAAGAUACCAUUCGAAAAAUGUAACAAAUAGCAUUAAUUGAAUAUUGUUUAUUUAUUUUUACAUCGAACAUUCCUGUUUUGGUUUCUUUUGUUGAGCAAAGAUACAAACUAAAGACUGAUUGAAGAGAAGCAGAGACUCGGGAAUCCCUCUUUAGUCAGUCUAGGAAUGUUUCUAGUUCAGAUAUCAUUAAUCGCUUUUAUGUGAAUGGCAAUGGCUGAAUGUUCAUAGCUGAAAUACCGAUUACAGAGGCGAUUUAGAAAGACCAAACCACAUAAAAUAUAACAUAAUUCUAUCUUUGUUAUAUUUACUGCUUCAAUUUUCUGACAAACGUCUGCAUUGUAUUUGUUGCUAUCAGAUCUCUUUCCAAAUCUCUAAUAUAUUUUCAAAUCAGACAAAAGGCUGCACAGACAACAUUAGGUUCAGACGUGGCAGUAAAUCGUGAAAAUCGCAGCACAUUUCUGAAAACUUGCAAUCAAUCUUUCCUUGCUGGUUUUAUGUUUAUAGUAUUCGAUAAUUAAAUGCAGUUUAGAAAAAGGAGACAAAUACCACGUAGACAAAAACAUAAACACUACAAACCAAAACUGAACCCCUAGACAUCAUUUGUGCCAAUUUCGUAGGAAUACAUUUUGAAAUAGAUUUUGUACAUCUACCCAAAAACACAUGCCCUACUCGCUGUCUUAAAAUGGCAACAUUGAUAGGAAGUAUAUAAGAGAUAAAUUAUUACAGAGCCCCUUCUAAUGAGAUAAUACCUAGUUCAUCCCAGUAGGCCUCGUCUUGUUUUCUGUUUUCAAUGUCUAGUACGUGCGCAACAAAGUGAACAAACACCGAUACACAACAAAACGACCAAAACAAUAUUUUAUAAGAGAAUUACUUCGUACAAAUGACAAAUGUGUUAAGAAAUCAAACGCAAGAUGGAAUCUCUAUUUUUUCUAAACUGUCUCAUUGCGUUAGAGAAUCGCGAGGAAAGUUUCCAGCAUUAUUUUUAAAUUAACAAAUAAUUUUGACAAUCGUCCCAGUUGCUAUUUAAAUUCAGUAGUACAUUUAUUUUUAGUAUGCAGCUAGAAUUUCUGUUACACAGGGAAGCCAGAAGAGAGAGAAAGUUAACCAGAUAGAAAAUAUGAAAAUUGUUAUUAACACAAACUGAGCAGUGCUAGUAUGAAUAUUCGGUUGAAUUAAUCGCCAUUACCAAUUUAUUAACUACUCUCUUCCAUAUGGCAUACAUUGCAUUCUCAAAUGAUGCACGCAAACAAAAACCACGAUAAACACCGGACGACUGGCAAGUCAGUUACUGUAUGAAUCCUUUUCAGCUAAUGAGGAUUAAACAGAAAAUCAUUCUUCACUUCAAACGCUUGCUUCUUCUAACAAACCAAUUAAAAAGAUGCUAUUAAUCCAAAAUUAAAAUCUAGUCACCGCAGCUGAAUCAACAACCAAAUCUCUAUUUGCGACAUAAUAUUGGAGGUUGGCGCAAUUUAAAUCAAAUAGGUUUAGUUGUUCGAUCUUAGCAUCGUUUGUUUGAAAUAAAUUACUAAGACUAAACCUAUAUAGACACGACAGCCUAGCGUUGAUGGACGCUUUUGUGUUUAAAUUCAUCGUUUUUAUGAAGCAUAAUUUUAUUGUGAAGGAAUACUGUUCACUAUUAAACACGAUCUACUAUCAGAAUAACAUACGAUAGUAAUCUUGCGCAUUUAGCUAAAUAAUAAAAAAAUCCAUUCACGGCAUAAUUUCCAAAUAUAAAUGCUAUUAUUACUACCAAUUGAAGAGUAAAGUUAGAAUAUAUUUGACGAAAUAUAUCCGCUUACAAAAUAUUAUUAGCAUAUUUUUUGAAAACAAAAAAACCAACCUAAGUAGUAGGCAGAACAAGAAAUAGUUCAGUAGCUUAAGUAAGCAAGUCUUUACAAGAAAUUAAAAAAAAGUAAGAGAAAAACUAUUGAAAGAAAAUUCUAGAAUAGGUUCGAAUAAAAAAAAACAUACAAACAAGCUAAACAAAAACUUCAAACCUCCAAAUGACAACAACAAAAACAUAUAUCAAACUACGACAUCUUCAAAACAAAGGUAUAAACAAUAUGUCACAGGCGGAACGAAAAAAAGUCACCAGCGCAUCGGUUAGAAGUCACAAAAACAAACCCUAGUUACUAUUGGUAGCGAAGCAAAUGCGUUAGAUAAAUCAGGCCCUAAAUAACCACAGUCAACCAAGAAAAUCGUUUAAACCAAGAUGUCGAUGCACUAUUUAAAUCCAAAAAAUGGGGUUAAAAGAGUUCAUUCAAACAGGCGAAAAACUCUCCCUAGUAGCCAUGAUAACUCGAAUAAUACAAAACAAAAUUUAAAAUGCCGUAGUUAUGAACACAAAAAACGAUGAUACGUGAUUAAAAUCAGCAAAAGCAACAGAUCUUGACAUUCAUCAUCAUUAAAUUACCUGUAAUAAGAAAUAAUUAAAUAAAAAUGAAAAGCAAAUCAUAUGCAUAGUUUUUCCAUCUGCAGAUCAUUCGUUAAAAGAAAAACGACAGAAAAAAACUCAUCCAAACAAAACUGGAACGAUCAUUAGUUAUACAUUUGCUGGUGAAGCAAACUAAAAAUAUUAUUAUGAAAAUAACAGAAACACGUAGCAAGAAAACAAAUCAUGUAUAAGAGAAAAGAAUAAAUAAAAAAUCAGCAUGAAAGCAUCACUCUGGACUAAGGGAAAACAAUAGAAAUUACGGAAGCAUAACACUUUACUGAUAGCAAACCAAAAAGUAAAAUAUAUAUUUAACUUAAUGUGUAUGUAAUUUUAUGUGUGAUGUAAAAAAUCGGAACAAAUAAAUGCGUUUUAGCCACUAAAGUCAUAAAACUA